Messenger RNA from Malassezia restricta, 1242 nucleotides. RefSeq names its product pachytene checkpoint protein 2. The coding region runs from base 1 to 1242 and encodes 413 amino acids. Gene Ontology annotation, molecular function: ATP binding; ATP hydrolysis activity. Gene Ontology annotation, biological process: reciprocal meiotic recombination; meiotic recombination checkpoint signaling. Gene Ontology annotation, cellular component: nucleus; chromosome. The transcript has a single exon. The record is from RefSeq and is a predicted model, not a curated record. NCBI's taxonomy places the organism in Eukaryota, Fungi, Basidiomycota, Malasseziomycetes, Malasseziales, Malasseziaceae.
AUGGACACUGAGACUUACAGCUCUCACCUACCAUCCAUCGCACAUGUCGAGGUGCGUCUUCGUGCUACCUCUGAUGCGCAUGUAUCCGAAAUAGAAACGGCUGUUCGUGCCCUUCUUGACAAGAUACCCCUUGUCGAAUGUGAGAGUGAUUUGCGUGGAUGGCAGCAAAAUGCGUUUUUGGCCGAACACGUCGAUCGCAUCUAUGUGGCUGAAGCGGAUGAGCCGGGCAUAAAGACGGUAUCUCCAACGAAUGGAAAAUUCGAAUUCCACACCUACCAGCCGUGUCCUGUGGAUAAUAUUGACGAGUUUGGUGUGGGCGAGGCAGACACAUCCGACAAUGCUGUGGCAGCUACACUUUGUGAACUACCCAAUCACAGUCUUGACGGCGUUUGGAACAGUUUGGUCUAUGAAGAUGAUGUGAAAUGGCGCCUGCUGCGUUACAUCUAUUCGACCAUACUGUUUUCUGAUGCAGAUGUCGAUUUUCAUCUCAUUGCUUGGAACAGGGUCGUUCUUCUGCAUGGACCACCUGGUACUGGCAAAACGUCCCUCUGUCGCGCACUUGCUCAGAAGCUUUCUAUUCGCUUGCAUGAGCGUUAUACCCAUGGAAAGCUCGUUGAAAUCAAUUCGCACUCCCUCUUCUCAAAAUGGUUCUCGGAGUCUGGCAAGUUAGUCCACCGCUUGUUUGAUAUGGUGUCUCAGCUUGUGGAGGAUGAAACAGGCUUUGUCGUUGUACUUAUCGAUGAAAUCGAGAGUCUAUCAAAGGCCCGAAGCUCGGUUGCCACGGGUGCAGAGCCGAGCGACUCGAUCCGUGUUGUCAAUGCACUACUCACGGAACUCGAUAAACUGAAACAUAAACGCAACGCACUGGUGAUGACAACAUCCAACCUCUCAGAUUCCAUCGAUACCGCUUUUUUGGACCGCGCAGAUAUUCGCCAGUACAUCGGACCACCAGGCACCGAGGCCAUCUACUCCAUUUUACGCUCAUGUCUGAUCGAGUUGAUCCGUGCAGGGCUCGCACAAGAAGAAUGCAUCCCCUCGUAUGGAGCCAUCGAUGCAUCGGACAAUAAAGUAGCGCAUCAACUUCGUCACCUUGCAGAGUACUGCCACGGCGCCUCUGGUCGAUCAUUGCGACGUUUACCCGUGCUUGCACAUGCACAAUACCUACACGCUCCAGGUGCCUUUUCCUGUGCAGAGUGGAUCGGCGCCAUGCAGCGCACAUUUGAAAACACAUCCUUAUCAUAG